AAGGCAAACUACAGUAUGGUUUGUGAGCUACUGGAACCAGUCAUUAGUGUAAAAGCCAAAGAGGAUAUUGCAACAGCAAUGAUCCAUAUUAUGCAGAGAGAAGGAAUAGCAAGAAACUUCUUGGCAGACCUUGUCAUGAUGGAGAUUGACAGAAUAGACGAUUCUCAUCUCUUGUUUCGUGGUAAUUCAUUGGCAACAAAAGCUAUGGAGGCUUUCAUGAAGCUUGUGGGCAGCAAGUACCUCCUCGACACAUUACGGCAGGUCAUCAACAAAGUUGUAGAAGCUGGACUUGAUUGCGAGGUUGAUCCCAUGAAGGUGCCACAGAUAUCAUCAUUACAGAAGCAACAAGAAAAUCUCUUGUCUAUUGUACGCAUGACAUGGUCCCGAAUCCUUAAUUCCCAUCCAUAUUUUUCCUUGGAGCUUAGGGAAUGUUUCUGUAUGUAUCGAGAACGUUUAGCCACCAUUGGAAAGCAAAAUCUAAGCGAUAACCUGAUCUCGGCAUCUAUUUUCCUAAGAUUUCUGUGUCCUGCUAUCCUGUCUCCUUCAUUAUUUAAUAUAACACAAGAAUACCCAGAUGAAAGGACCUCCAGAAAUCUCACUCAAAUCGCCAAAACUCUUCAGACACUUGCUAACUUUACAAAAUUUCAAGGCAAAGAAAACUUCAUGGAGUUUAUGAAUGAAUUUAUUGAACUAGAACAAUCUCAGAUGAAAUCAUUUUUGAAGCAGAUCUCGAGUCCAGCAAAUCACGACCACAGAGCACUGGAAUAUGACAAAGACAUUGACGUUGGGAGAGAGAUGUCCUUGUUACAUACUUUCCUUACCGAAGCCUUGAGAAAGUUAUCAUCAUCUACCUCCAAAACCAAUAUCAGUGUGUCUCAGCAGCGUUUCCUAGACAAGUUACGUCAAAUCCUUGAUGAGAUUAGUGUUGCUCAAACUCAACCAAAUAUUAAUAUUGUGCAACAACUCUCUUCUCAUAAUCCACCUGAAAUUCCAAUUUCAGACCCAACAUCUCCUGAGAAUGGAAGAAUGGAAGAUAGACUUGGCUACCAGUCUCUCCAGAGAAAUAUUUUCAGAUACAAUGACCCUACUGUCAGUGAAGAAUAUAGGCCUGUAGCUCCACCACCCGUAAAUCAUCUCCAGCUUCCUCCAGACACUCCAUCCACUCCACGCCCCUCCACUCUGCCAAGAAACACAUAUCUGAUGGGCUCGGCUCGCAAGCCAGCCAUUGACCUAAAUACAGCAGAUGACUAUGUUUUGUUUUCUGCCUUAGAACCUGACAGAAAGCACAGAGAACCCAGUGCUAUAGGUCACAGUUACAGUCAUCUUGCCCCUGGCCCAGCUCAGAAUACAUCUCCAGUUCAUAACCACAGUCAUUUACAUCAUCACCACUUCCACAAUCAUGCUGCAUGGUUCACCAACAACAGACAAAUGUUCAGUGACCACCCACAAAUGAAUGGCCAUGGACAAGUUCAUCAAAAUGGUCACAUGGUGUCAAAUGGAAAUCCUGAAGAGCCAUUAGACAUCAGCCGUGAAGAAAAUGAUAGAAAUUCUACUGGUGAAACUGAAACAAAUAUGAAGGGUUCACAAACCUCAAUUUCUCAGCUGUCUAAUGUAGCAUCCUCAGGAUACCAAAGUUUUGCAUAUAGUCAGUCCUCUAGCCCAGUGGAUCCAUCAAUAACUCACCAUGAUGCUGCAAAUAAUAAUAAUACUAAUGUAGCAGGGAACAGUAGUAGUACUAGUAGUAACAACAGUGGUGGAAUGCACUUAUCACCUCAUAUGACUCCACAGUUGACAGCUCCUUUGGCUUUUAACAACCCUAUGUAUCACCUCAAUGCUGCGACUAGCUCUCCACGACCUGUCCCACAUCGCGGAGUUCGUCUGUCUCACCAUCACCACCAUCAUUUACACCAAAGUGCACAGCAGCAGCAAAGCCCAGUGAGCUCUUCUCUCAGUUCUACACACAGUGUUGAGGAUUUGCAGUCUGCCCCAAUGAUGGCUCCUAGUUUGUCCUCGGCACGUGCUCCCCAGCGUACCCAUUCAUCAUCGAGUGAAGAUAGCACAUCACUGGCAUGCACACCACCGCUAGAGCACAGGACAUUCAAAUCGGGUGCUCCUCGAACCAACCCUCGAUGCUUACCUCCUGGAUGGGGUCAGCCGACUGUGGUACCUGGUGUAGCUCCUGAUCACCACCAUUCUACAUCAGAUCUGCUAGGAGGGGCACAGUGUCGAAGAUCAAAAGUGAAUCGUCGCCAGUCUGCAGAAGUUGGCAGUGGGAGGCGACAACGGUAUCAGUAUGACAGUGACUCGUCCAGUGAUGAACAACCACCCCCACCUGCUCGAGUUCGUCCCACUCACACAAACCAUAGGGUAUCUGAGACCAAAACUCUUGAUGAGUAUGAGCAAGAAAUCCUUGCACUUCGCACUGCCAUGGAGGAAAUGCAUCAUAAGUUGGUUGCUGCUGAUGAGCACAUACAGGUUCGUUCUGGUGGCCCUAAAGCCUCUUCUGAGAUUGUUACAUCUGCCCUACCCCACGAUUCCCAUGCUCUUCACCAUUCUGGUAACCCGAGCAGUAGUCCAGUUCAGACAUCAGCCCACCUUCAACAUAAUAGACACAAUCACCAAUACCCACAACCUCAGCAGGUGAUUGAUUCGGAGGGUCAGGGAACUCAGAUGAGAGAGCUGCUUCAAAAGUAACAAGAGCAGCGA
Molecule: messenger RNA, 2706 nt
Organism: Procambarus clarkii (red swamp crayfish)
Lineage: Eukaryota; Metazoa; Arthropoda; Malacostraca; Decapoda; Cambaridae
Source: RefSeq, a predicted model, not a curated record